Molecule: messenger RNA, 1945 nt
Organism: Folsomia candida
Lineage: Eukaryota; Metazoa; Arthropoda; Collembola; Entomobryomorpha; Isotomidae
Product: zinc finger protein 99-like
Exons: 9
Coding region: 256-1311 (351 amino acids)
Biological process (GO): regulation of transcription by RNA polymerase II
Molecular function (GO): DNA-binding transcription factor activity; RNA polymerase II cis-regulatory region sequence-specific DNA binding
Source: RefSeq, a predicted model, not a curated record
CAUGAUGCCCAUUUAACACCGCCUCCUGCAGUUCUCAGAUUCUGACGAGAUUGCCUGAUAUAACGAGCCAACGAGGGAAUAAUAUCGCGCAACUCCUGCUGAUCUUAUCAACUACUCCAAGUUGGAAUCAGAGUUUUACUUUGUACAUACGUACUCUUCAAUUCGAUUAAAUUCCGGAAAUUAUUCGAUGCAUUGAUUAGCAGCUGUAAACGUAAAGUCUCCUUCCAUUGGUCACGUGGCAGCACGGGUGACAAGAUGGCGGCCGACCUUGCGACCGAGUUAUCAGCAGAGGUCAACACCAUGAAGGCACACUUGUCUCAGAGUCGCACCCAAAUCGACCAAAUUGCUCGCCGUGCAGGAGUGGUCAUCGAGCACAACGAGUUUUGUGCUAAUCCGAGCGAUAUGCUGGCAAAACUACUCCAUUUAAUGGACGACAUUCUGGCACUUCCACUUACGGAGGGCGUGAUUUUCGCCACGUUGGCGUUGCAAGGUCACCCUGUCGACACUACCUACAACGGCGACAGCUGCCACACCCUCGUUGACGCCAUUGACGAACUAUUCUUCUCACUUCCGGAGAAUCUGGCGGACAGCGUGGACCUUGUCGUCAACCAAACUCCCAUAGUCGUUGAGGCUAAAGACACCUUUGACCCUCUUAAUGUUACUGACAUGAAUAGUUUCGAUUAUGAAGAGGCCAAUACGCUGGAGACUUCAUCUCUCGAAGUGAUUUCUCCAAAUCAGCCACCUUUCAAGCCAAGGAAGGAGUGGGUUUGUCCCAUCUGCUACAAAACCUUCAAAGCCAAGAUAUUUUUAAAUGUGCACAUUGUCACCCACGAUCCAAAUGCUAGUGUGCAAUGCGAGAUUUGCAGUAAAAUUUUGAAAAAUCCGGUCUGCCUGAAAUUUCACAAGAGGAACAUGCACACCCCGCGUGAACGUCCCCGCUGCCCCAUCUGCCAGCGCCCCUAUUUUAACGCCUCUACUUUGCAGAAGCACAUUGGGAGCAUGCACAGCUCGUCGAACGAAGCCCGACCUCGCUACCCGUGUGAAUUUCCAAACUGUGCGAAAUCCUACAAAUCGAAGGGCGACCGUAUAAAACAUUUCAAAAUCCACCAUUCAAAAAAACCCGCUCAAUUUGGGUGUACCAAUUGCGGGAAAAAAUUUAAACUAAGACACCAUUUCGACCAACACAAGCUCAUCCAUUCGACAGAGAAGCCUCAUCUGUGUCCCACCUGCGGGAGGUGUUUCAAGAGAGAUUGCCAUCUGAAAGCUCACCUGGUCGAACCGCAAGAUUUUCCAAUGCCCAAAAUGCCCUAGGACUUUUUUAAGUGGGUAUGGAUUAAGGCGACAUGAUGCCCAUCACGAUGUCCACCGUCCCGACGAAAAGGAGGUGAAGAAGUUUUCGUGCACCCUUUGCGACAUGAGAUUUUCCAGGUCAAACAACUUGAAACGGCACGUGUGGGUCAUGCACCACGUGGACGGCGACCUCGGAAUAGGACAGAAGACGCCAAACUUCUGCGAAUCCAUCCCCAUUUUCCAUCUUACGCCGGAAGAAAUUAACAACUUUUAGUAAAUUGGUGAUUGACACGCUUAAAAAUAAUAUUACUCCUUUGAAAAGUAAAUGCACUCUGAAUUCUAGAUUAAGUAAACUAUAUUAAAUUCGUAGUAGAUUUUAUUCUUUGUCAAAUUAACGUUAUCCUGGGUCUACUGACACUCUUAAAAAUAAUGUUACACGUUUGAAAUGUAAAUUCAUUCUGAAUUAUGUUGGAAUUAAGCUUUACUAAAUUCAGAGUAAUGUAGACACUUACAAUGGGUAUGUUUCCCUGCUGAUUUGAGUAUACAAAGUUGUGUGUCAACUGGAGCGACGGUGGCGCACAUACCCAUCUGUGUAUUAUUUAGUUGCUAGGUGAGAAGUGGUGGCGCUCGGGUGCAACACCUACCAGUGUAUUAU